AUGGCCGCCUCACCCGACCAUGUGGCGCACGGCGAGCGCCUGUCGGCCGACAACCGCGACGUCAAGAAGCACAGUUCUGAUGUCGCUGAGAUCGAGCGUGUCAUGUCGACCGACCCGGAGCUCACCAAGUCCCACGCCAACCACGGCCGUCUGGACAAGGAAGUCGCCAAGUACGCCAGCGCCGUCGCUAUCGAGAUCACGCCCGAGGAGAACGCCCGCCUCAAGCGCCUGAUCGACCGCCGCGUCUUGCCCAUCAUGGUUUUCACUUACUUUCUGCAAGCCCUCGACAAGGGCACCAUGAGCUUCGCCAGCAUCAUGGGCAUCAAGGACGACUUGGGUCUGGUUGGCCAACAGUACUCCUGGCUCACCACCUGUAUCUACAUCGCCGUCCUGUUCGUCGAGUACCCCACCAAUUGGAUGAUCCAACGCGUGCCGAUUGCAAAGUACCUCAGUCUCAACGUCAUUCUCUGGUCUGCGACUCUUGCCCUGCACGCCGCUUGCACAAACUUCCCCCAGAUCCUCGCCGUCCGUACCCUGCUCGGUAUCUUCGAGGCCGUCUGUCAGCCGUCCUUCCUGGUCAUGAGUUCCAUGUGGUACAAGCGUGAGGAGCAGGCCGAGACCGUCACUUACUGGUACAUGAUGAACGGCGGCCAGCAGAUCGUCGGUGGCCUUCUCGCCUACUGCUUCACCCUCAUCCCCGAGAGCGCCCCCAUCCACUCCUGGCAGGCUCUCUUCAUCUGCUACGGCAGCGUUUCCGUGCUCUGGGGCAUCUUCGUGCUGUGCUGGCUGCCCGACAGCCCCAUGCGCGCCAAGUGCUUCUCCGAGGACGACAAGCGGCUGAUGAUCGAGCGGGUCCGGUCCAACCAGACGGGUCUGCAGAACAAGACGUUCCGAUGGGACCACGUGCGCGAGGCCUUCACCGACCCGCAGCUGUACUGCUACUGCCUGAUCGCCAUCUGCACGACGCUGCCGACGUCGGGCCUGGGCGCCUUCGCCAACAUCAUCAUCACCGGCUUCAAGUUCACCACCCUCCAGACGCAGCUGCUGUCCAUGGUCCUCGGCGCCUACAUCAUCGUCGUCCUGCUCAGCUCCACCUGGCUCGUCAAGAAGACCCAACAGAACCUCAUCAUCAUGGGCGUCUUUGUGAUUCCCUCCUUCAUCGGCACCAUCGUCCUCCUCUCGGUCCAAAACACGGGCAAGGCCCAACAGGCCGGCCUGCUCAUCUCGUACUACAUCGUGCUCUCCUUCUGGGCGGCGCAGACGCUCGCCAUGUCCAUGAUCUCGCGCAACAUCGCGGGCCAGACCAAGAAGACGGUCAUCGUGGCCGCCAACUUCGUCGCGUGGUCCGUCGGCAACGCCAUCGGCCCGCAGGUCUUCCUCGACUACGACGGGCCGCGCUACUUCAUCGCCUUCGCCACCCACAUGGGCUGCUACGUGCUGCUCGUGCUCGUCAUCGUCUUCCUGCGGUGGUGGCUGGUGCGCGAGAACAGGCGCAAGGACCGGCUGGUCGAGCAGCAGGGCGGGAGCGCGGGCAGGGACGCCGGCUUGGUGCAUGCGUUUGAGGAUUUGACCGACAGGGAGAACGUCAACUUCCGGUACAUGUACUAG
Messenger RNA from Diplodia corticola, 1608 nucleotides. Its product is annotated as allantoate permease. Gene Ontology annotation, biological process: transmembrane transport. The coding region runs from base 1 to 1608 and encodes 535 amino acids. The transcript is spliced from 4 exons. Gene Ontology annotation, molecular function: transmembrane transporter activity. Gene Ontology annotation, cellular component: membrane. The record is from RefSeq and is a predicted model, not a curated record. NCBI's taxonomy places the organism in Eukaryota, Fungi, Ascomycota, Dothideomycetes, Botryosphaeriales, Botryosphaeriaceae.